ACGGGAAGUUGACGGGCCAGAGGCUCGUAUCUUUGAGUACAUUUUUGCGCUAACGGACUCGGGUGUCAGCGCCGCAGGCCUAGGUAGGUGUAUGCAAGGCGCUUCGCAACGCAACAGUGUUUCGUGAGAUCGCGAAACCUGUUACGCGAGACGUGGUCUGGCGUACAUCUACCUGGUAACAUACAAAUUAGCAUAAUAUCGACCUUUUAAAAUUUAACUUUAUUUCGUUUCCCAUCCCUGGUUAACAGUAAAACGUAAAGAUGGACAGUUCAGGUGCCCUCGUUUUACUGGUUGCAUGGACCGCGAUGUGUGAAUUCGACCGGAAGUCGACUGGUACUGGCGUGUUUGUUGCAACUAUAACAUGAGAUCACGUGCUGCAUGGCACCGUAGCAGUUUCUUCACGCGGAGAUAAAUAUUUCGUUGCUGGCACUGAAGAGCAUUAGGUCCUUCCGUAGACCCGUUAGGAGUCAAGGAAAGAUUUUGUGUGAAAAACAGUAUUAUAUCAACCUAAGACCCUCCACUUAGCGACUUAAAUGGACCUUCCCCGACGCCAAGCUUCAUCGAAAACUUGAAGCAGAGGACUUGGAACUCCAUUCUAACGCAACAAGUGACAGGAUUCGUUCGUGUAGUGCUACGUUUCUUUCUGGGUGCAGACAACCAGGCUUGUUCCAGUGAUCCACGACAUGAUUCUCUUAUUAGGUAUUUUAGCGUCACUUGUUUCUCAACCUCACUGCCAGCGAAUUAAUCCAAUUGCUGGCCCAUUUCGUAUUAUUCCGGAUCACAUCGAGCACUGCCCAGCUGAAGUCUUUAAAAAGGAGCUUGCAACAUGGUCCUUUCGUGGUACAAGAGAUAGGCGCAACCUCGAUGUAUGGUAUUACUCUGGAAACUACACACUUGGUUUCAACUUUACGGACCUCUACCAUGUAAAACUUGAUUUUGCCUCCUGGUCAUCCCGUGGAGGAUGGAAAGACUAUGCACUUGUUCUAAAAUUCAAGCGAAUUUGUGCGACAGGCAAGCUCUAUGUUCCUCAAGUUUGGCAAAAUAUAAUGGAAAGUGUUUUUGACGAAGAAAACAAAACAAGACCAGAUUGCCCCUUCCCGCCGGAGUACACUUUUGUCUGAGAAGUAUGCCGUCGGUUCAAAAUUUUCUUUUAAGCAAGAGGAGUGGGUUUAUUUGAUGGUGGUACAUCAUUAAUAAAAUGUGUACACUUCCAUGCAAAAAAAAACACACAAAAAAACACUUUUAUUUCGUUGUUUUUUUGUACUCUACAAGCUGCUUCGGUAAUUAUAGCGAAAUCAUUGCGGACAGAUAAGUUCGGAGUUAUUUCGGAGUAUGCCUGCAAGUAUAUUUAACUUCUUCUGGGUAGUCUUAUAU
Molecule: messenger RNA, 1374 nt
Organism: Frankliniella occidentalis (western flower thrips)
Lineage: Eukaryota; Metazoa; Arthropoda; Insecta; Thysanoptera; Thripidae
Exons: 5
Coding region: 684-1121 (145 amino acids)
Source: RefSeq, a predicted model, not a curated record